This is a messenger RNA of Sebastes umbrosus (honeycomb rockfish), 1250 nucleotides long. RefSeq names its product melanoregulin (gene mreg). Gene Ontology annotation, cellular component: melanosome. The transcript has 5 exons. Gene Ontology annotation, biological process: melanosome transport. The record is from RefSeq and is a predicted model, not a curated record. Bases 383 to 1078 code for a protein of 231 amino acids. NCBI's taxonomy places the organism in Eukaryota, Metazoa, Chordata, Actinopteri, Perciformes, Sebastidae.
GAUGAGGAGCACCAGUCUUUGGGCUGCCAUCUGCCUGAGUGUCUCUAUACCCGGAGUGACUCUGGCUAAUGACCUCUACUGAAUGUGGAGCUGCUGCUGGGCCCUGACGAUGGGAAGCUGAACAUUAGGUAGUGUCUGGAUCAGUGACUUUUUGUUUUGUAACCUUUUUUUUUACCCGUUUCUGAUCACUUUUACCAAACACUCUUCCUCUAAGGAAUCUCUUCAGAGCAUCGACAGAGACAUUGUGGAGUAAACCAGCUGAGUUUAUGCAUAUCAGACCAGACUCACCACUGGAAUCGGCUUCACUACUGCUUCAAGAAGUUGUUCUGCAGUCCGAAGAACUGAAACCCAGUUUACGUCUGGAUUAUCACACCUACUCCAGAUGGGUUCAUUCUUUAUGAAGUUCUGCUGCUGCUGCUGCGCUGGGGACGACGGCGAUGACGACGAAAAGCAGCCUUUAGUACCUCAGGAUCCGUUGGAGUAUUUUAACCGUGAAGUCCAGAAGCGUCGUGAUGAGGAGACCAACCUGUGGAGCGAGCCAGGUGACCCUAGCCACUCGGAGAGAGAUGACGACCGGACCCUUUACAGCCUGCUGCAGGCCAGGAACCAGACCCGAAUGGGAUCCACGGGCUAUCGCCGACUAAGUGUUAACAUUGAGUCCAUGAGAGAUACCCGUCGAGAAGUCCGAGACAAAUGGAAGCAAAUCCUGGAGAACUUAGGUUUCAUGGCGGAGGCAGACUCGCUGCUGAACGUGUCUGCUGGAGCCUCACAUGACCGUAUGCGUAACGCCCAAGCAGCACGUGACAUGCUGCAUACGCUCCACACCGAGACGUCCCUCUUUAGCAGCAGAGAGCCGCCACCAGAAAGAUAUCUACUGAUCCUGGAUCGUCUUCUGUAUCUAGACAUAGCUGAGGAUUUCCUGGCAAAGGCAAAGCGCUUCUAUCCUCCAAAGGAUGAUUCUGACGAGGAGGAGUCGGGCCUCGCCAUAAACCUGCCGCUGCUGAUGGCCAGGAUGGCCAUGAACGGAACAGGCAAUAACGAAGACGACGAUGAUGAUGAGAGUGGAAGAGACGAUUGAAACCUGAGUGUCAGAUCUUAAGAUCUAGUGGCUGCAAUAAUAAUAGACACUAGGCAGGGGGCAGUAGUCGUCAACCCUGGAGACCUGGAUGACAGAUAUGCAUAGCUCUUACCUUCAAGUGUCUGUUGCUUCUUCUUGGAAGUUUUAGGCUGAACAGUUUCUCCUUUUUCCC